AGCUUCUUCUUUCUUCUUUUCUGUUUCUGGUCGCUCGCUGCCACCAAGACUUUCUCUCUCUCUCUCUCUCGAAUUAUCGAUCUGGUGAAUCUCUAGCGGUGCCGAUUCAGCGGAUCCGGUUUGAUCUCCCUAGUAGGCUUGCGUGAUUCUUACUUAGGUGCGUUCUCGGGGUUAUGCAUUUGAUCGAGGGUGGAAAUCGAAACUAGAUCUGCAAUGUUCUAUGGCACAGCUGUAUGGGACCCUUGGCUUAUCGUUGGCCAGAUUAUUUGCCUCCAGUGCUCUUACUAUCUCACUCUUGGUCUCUUCACCAUGGUCUUUCUUGGCCUUCGUGUUCCUCGCCUUAGUCUUGUCUACUUCUUCGAUUACGCUACUCUCACUACUUCCACCUUCACCGGUUGGUGUGUCAUUGCCUCUUUCCUCUUCUCUUCACUCGCUGGGGCUGUCUACAUGAUAUUUUUGGUGGAACGAGCACGGAAAUGCUUAGAUUUCUCCGCAACUCUCUACAUCAUUCAUCUCUUCUUUUGCAUCAUGUAUGGCGGAUGGCCUUCCUCUAUGGCAUGGUGGGUUGUUAAUGGAACUGGUCUCGCUCUUAUGGCUUUGCUAGCUGAGUAUUUGUGCAUUAAACGCGAACAGCAAGAGAUUCCUAUGGAUCGGUUCCAUUCAAGGGUUUGAAGAUUGGUGUAUGAACAAGUGAUGCAGAUUCUUGUAUCAGGGCGGGCGACUCAUACUAGUACUCUUAACAAUUGUCAUGUACAGAGAUGAAAUCAGAGGAGUAGAAUGGGCAAAAAGAACUUGAGCCAGCCAGCCAAGUAACCAUGUUGAAGCACCAACUCUGACUGACUGCAGUUUUGUUGUGACCUCAAAAAUUAAAACAUUGGAAUACGUACGUUUCAAUUUGUUCUUCUGUAUGAAAAAACCUAAUAGGUUAUUGAUUUCAUGUUGCUUCUUUUUUUUAUAUACUGGAUCUUCUCUCCUC
Molecule: messenger RNA, 976 nt
Organism: Arabidopsis lyrata subsp. lyrata
Lineage: Eukaryota; Viridiplantae; Streptophyta; Magnoliopsida; Brassicales; Brassicaceae
Product: protein SYS1 homolog
Exons: 4
Coding region: 214-672 (152 amino acids)
Biological process (GO): protein localization to Golgi apparatus; Golgi to plasma membrane protein transport; Golgi to endosome transport
Cellular component (GO): trans-Golgi network; Golgi membrane
Source: RefSeq, a predicted model, not a curated record